AUGGAGAACGAGACGUGGCUGCACCUCCCCUACGUCCCCCACUACCUCCUCCGCGGUGACCCCUUCGCCUCUCGACUCUCCAAGGAGGCCGACAUCAUCGCCGCCUUCUACAUCUGUAUCAUAGGAAUUAUGUCUACAACGGGAAACGGCUAUGUCAUUUACAUGAGCAUCACACGCAAGACCAAGUUAAAGCCACCUGAGCUCAUGACAGUAAAUUUAGCAUUCUUCGACUUUGGAAUAUCAGUGACGGGGAAGCCUUUCUUCAUCGUGUCCAGUGUCUCCCACCGCUGGCUGUUUGGCUGGGAGGGCUGCCGCUUCUACGGCUGGGCGGGUUUCUUCUUCGGCUGUGGAAGCCUCACCACCAUGACCGUUGUGAGCCUGGACCGGUACCUUAAGAUCUGCCAUCUCAGAUACGGCACGUGGCUGAAGCGCCAGCACGCCUUCCUGGGCCUGGUCUUCGUGUGGCUGUAUGCAGCCUUCUGGGCCACCAUGCCCCUGGUGGGCUGGGGAAGCUAUGCACCGGAGCCCUUUGGCACCUCCUGCACCCUGGACUGGUGGCUGGCGCAGGCCUCCUUGUCAGGCAAGACGUUCGUCAUGGCCAUCCUGGUCUUCUGCCUUAUCCUUCCCAGCGGCAUCAUCGUCUUCUCCUACGUCAUGAUCAUCGUCAAGGUCAAGUCCUCCGCCAAGGAGAUCUUGCACUGUGACGCACGCAUCAACAAUGGCCACAACCUGGAGAUGAAGCUCACGAAGGUGGCGAUGCUGAUCUGCACUGGUUUCCUGAUCGCCUGGAUCCCUUACGCCGUGGUAUCGGUGGUGUCGGCCUUCGGCAAGCCCGACUCGGUGCCCAUCGCCGUCUCUGUCAUCCCCACCCUGCUGGCCAAGUCCUCGGCCAUGUACAACCCUAUUAUCUACCAGCUCAUCAACCUGAAGCACUCCUGUGUGAAGUCGUCCUGCUUCCGGGUGCCGAAGAAGCACAGGAAUUUUAAAAAGUCGAGGUUUUACACCAUAUCCGGCACUUUGAAAGACGCACCACCAGCGAACGAAGCUCACAUCGAGAUUUGA
Lampris incognitus (smalleye Pacific opah) is the source of this 1062-nucleotide messenger RNA. RefSeq names its product opsin 5 (gene opn5). Gene Ontology annotation, molecular function: G protein-coupled receptor activity. Bases 1 to 1062 code for a protein of 353 amino acids. Gene Ontology annotation, biological process: G protein-coupled receptor signaling pathway. Lineage: Eukaryota; Metazoa; Chordata; Actinopteri; Lampriformes; Lampridae. The transcript has 6 exons. The record is from RefSeq and is a predicted model, not a curated record. Gene Ontology annotation, cellular component: membrane.